GCUCACAGCUGCUGGUAAAUAGACUGAAGCUCUCAAUCACUGAUGAGAUGAUUGAAGGAAACCUGCGGAUGAAGUGCUUGAUUAAAUGAACUGAAGUCACUUGUGAUCUCGGUUUGCUCCGUAACAGUCCAUGUGAACUUUGUUUGCUCUGUGUCUGGGCUUAUGGCGCACAAACGGGUUGCAAGAUCCCCAACAUCCCACCUGAGAGCUCAGGACUGCUCAGAGAUGCUGAACUCUGUGAUUCUGCCUCUGUGUCCUGAUGAAAGCACUCACAGCUCCUCACACAGGACCUCCAGAGAGGAGCGCAGAGACCUCACCAGCUCAUUACAGGAGCAGCUUCUAGAGAAGGACCUCCACAUCUCCAGACUACAAGAUACUCUGACCUCGGAAAGAGAAAAGUGCGCGCGGCUGCAGGGUCGCUGUCACCAGCAGGGGGCGGAGCUGAAGCGUCGAGAGCAGCAGAUCCAGCGCAUGAGAGAGAAACUCUCGCAGCUCGCCGACAGACACAAACCCCGCGGCGCCUCCAUAGAGAUAAUAAAUGUGUUGCCAAAGCAGACAGGACGGAGAGAGCCUGGCUUCAAGACAGCAAGGGCUGAUGGGAGGACAGAAGAAGCACUGCGGCUGCUGUUGGACCGAAGGGAAGCCGAGCUCAGAGAAGCCAUGAAACUACGACACGGCCUCACCACACUUCUGCACAUGCUCAGAAAUAACAUGGAGCAGGUGAGAGAAACAACUGUGCGUUCACUGCAGAUUUCCUGUGAAAAGACACUACGAGACGACAACAGUAGAGAACUGGAAGAUGAGACAGACAACGCUCUGGUCCAAUCAGAACGGAGCCUUGGUGAUCAUGUGACCGGAGGUGUGGUCCAGGAGUGGACGCAGGUCCAGAAAAGACUCUGGGAGCUCAUGUCAAAGAGUCCUGUUGCUCAAGGAACAGACCAGGAGAAGCUGCUGGCUCAUCUGGAGGAGGAGCUGGAGCAGAGCAGACAGCUGAUCCGAGCGCAGCAGCAGUUACUGCAGGACAGUGUGACUGCGCCCCUCCCCGCUGUCCUGAUGGACUGCUACUAUCUGGAGGAGUGGGAGCGGCUGCAGGACCACUGGGAGGAGUUUAACAGGCAGAGGCGGAGCUUCCAGCAAGAGAGGCAGGCCUUCACUGAAGCUGCUAUCCGACUGGGUCACGAGAGAUGUGAGUUUGAGCGGCAGAAGGCGUCCCGUAUGAUGUCCGACUUCUUCAGUCUUUCUCCUGUCAAGAAAACCUCACAGUGGAACAGGAGAGAAAGCACAGUGCUCGGCGACCUACGUGCAGCCAUACCGGAGCAGCUCUCUCUGUCUCCAUGUGCCACACCAUCAUCUGAGGGGUCAGAGGUCAUGCCGGGGUCCCGUCUGAACAUGGUCAUGACCCCCAACACCCCUGAGCUGUACUCGGCUCUUAAACUGCCCUACUACAGGUCAGAACGGAUCCUUCAGUCUCCUGAUGAGCGCAACACCAACUGGCCCUUUUAGUUUACACACUUCAAUUUCAUGAGCUGGAAAUAUUGUGGGGGGGUUUUCUUGAAGAAUCAGUGUCUUCAAAGAUACAUUUUUGAAAAAAAUUAAAUAAAGGUAUGCCAUAUGUAUAGAAUUGCCUUGUCUUGUUUUUUUUCUUCUUACAUAUUAACAUCUAUGUUUACAGUACUAUA
This is a messenger RNA of Onychostoma macrolepis, 1679 nucleotides long. Its product is annotated as afadin- and alpha-actinin-binding protein. The record is from RefSeq and is a predicted model, not a curated record. NCBI's taxonomy places the organism in Eukaryota, Metazoa, Chordata, Actinopteri, Cypriniformes, Cyprinidae. The transcript is spliced from 13 exons. The coding region runs from base 163 to 1503 and encodes 446 amino acids.